AUGUACAGGGCCACCGCAAAGGACGAUGCAGUUUGUGUUUUGCACAACUUGCGUAAUCUGUCGGAAGACAUGGAGAUGCUGGAAGACGCAGAGACGCUGGAAGACGUGGAGAUGCUGGAAGACGAGCAGAUGCUGGAAGCCCUGGAGAUGCUGGAAGACCUGGAGGUGUAGGAAGACGUGGAUUUUCUGGAAGACGUGGCUUAGCUAGAAGACGUGGAUUUUCUGGAAGACGUGGCUUUGUUGGAAGACAUGGAUUUUCAGGAAGACGUAAUUUUGUUGGAAGACCUGGGUAGGCUGGAAGACAUGAAUUUGAUGGAAGACACAGCUUUGUUGGAAGACAAGGGUUUGCUGGAAGACAUAGAUUUCCUGGAAGACAUGGAUUUUCUGGAAGCCAUGAAUUUUCUGGAAGACAUGAAUUUUCUGGAAGACUUGGAUAGGCUGGAAGACCUGAGGUCGUUGGAAGACAUGGAUUUCCUGGAAGACAUGGGUUUUCUGGAAGACGUGGAUUUUCAGGAAGACCCAAAUUGUCUGGAAGACCUGGGUUGUUUGGAAGACGUAGAUUUGCUGGAAGACUGGAGGUUACUGGAAGACAUGGAUUUUCUGGAAGACAUAUAUUUGCUGGAAGACUUGGAUUUAGUGGAAGACACGAAUUUUCUGGAAGACGUGGCAUUAUCGGAAGACCUGGACUUAGUGGAAGACAUAGAUUUUCUCUGGAAGACGUGGAUUGGCUGGAAGACUGGAUUUGGUGGAAGAUCUGGAUUUGGUGGAAGACGUAGAUGUUCCUGGAAGACACAGACUGAGUGGAAGACCUGGAUUUCUUUCUGGAAGACAUAAAUUAGCUGGAAGACCUGGAUUGACUGGAAGACUUGGAUUUGGCGGAAGACAGAUUUUUCUGGAAGACGUGGAUUAGCCGGAAGACCUUGAAAUUGUUGGAAGACGUGGAUUGUCUGGAAGACCUUGAAACCAUUGGAAGACAUGGAUUUUUCUGGAAGACAUGGAUUUUCCUGGAAGAUAUGGAUUUUGUGGAAGACCCGUAAUUGCUGGAAGACUGGAUUUACUGGAAGCCAUGGAUUGUCUGGAAGACGUGAAUUGUCUGGAAGACGUAGAUCUUCUGGAAGACCUUGAUGUUGUUGGAAGGCUUGAAAUUAGUUGGAAGACUUGGAGUUUCUGGAAGACCUGGUGUUGUAGGAAGACCUUGACACUGGCACCAGUCGAAACCCUGGACAUUGGAGACAUUGGAAGCACAGGAUGUUGGAGACAUUGGAAGCCUUGAAUUUUGAUGACAUUGGUUAUUCUGGACAUUGGAGACAUUGGAGGCCCUGAAUGUUAGAAUUCAUGGAUAUUGGAAGCCAUAGAUACUGGAAACACUGAACACUAAAGACAUUGCAAGUCCUGUAACUUGGAAUCCCUAAACAUUGGAAGAUAUGGACAAUAGAAGAUCUAGGUAUUUAGAAAUCCUAAAAUCAGAUGCCUUGGAUAUUGGGAGACAUUAGAAAACCUGGAUAUUGACAUAUUCAUGUUAAAAUGCAUAGAAUUUGGAAGAUGUAAUUUUCAUGAUGCUGAAAGUCAAGGCUGUUGGCAGCCCCGGACUUUAGACCUGGACACUAAGAGAUCAGGACAUUAAGAGACCUAGUCAUUCAGACAUUGGGGAUGUUAGAACACCUGAAUGUUGAAAGACCAGGUUCUUAAAGAUAUUGACUUGGACAUUGGAGGAACUGGUGAUAAGAAGACAUUGUAAAAUCAGGCUUUAGGAGACACUAAAAGUUGUAGGAACCGAAUGAUGUAAGUGCUAGAAGAUAUUGGAGCUAGACUUAGACAUAAUGAAACACAUAGACUCUAGAAGACCUAUAUAUAGGAGACAUUGGAGGAUUGGGAACAUAGAAUAAUUAGAAGUUAGAACUCUGAACCCUGAAAGACAAGACCUACAACUUAAAAAAUGAUUAUUGAAGAUAUUAGAAGAGCUAAACUUUUAAUGACCCCAAUAUUGAGGAGAUUAGAAAACACUGGCAUUGGAGAUGCUAUAGGCCAGAGAGUGGAAGCCAUGGAUGUUGUAAUAUUUAGAAGAUCUGGCAACUGGAGGUAUUGGACGCUAUGGAGCUCAGAAUACCUGAUGUUAGAGACAGUAAAGAACUGAAAAGCCUAAUCUUGGAACUAUUGGAAGGUUGUGUUGAAAGAUAUUGGCAAUGUUGAAAGACUUUCAUAUUACGACAUGAUAUGACAUUAAAAGACAUAUCAUAAGGCUACUCUACAGCGUCUCUUUCGCUAAGAAGCAAAACACAGGGAAAGGACAUCUUAGGAAGAUAACAAAGAGGAAGCAGGGAAAUUCAAGUAAAAGCAAGAAGUUUGAAUGGGUUGGAACUUAUCUUCGUAGUCUUAAUGAACUGGCCUUUGGGGUCUGUAUUGGUUGACAGGAUGGGAAUGAGGAAUUAUCAAAGAAUAAGCAAUAUAAAAAGCUAGGGGAACUACUUGGCUUUAGAUCAGAGGUCAGCAAAGGUUUUCUGUAAAGAAUCAGACAGUAAAUAUUUAAGAUUUUGCCGGCCAUACAGUUUCUGUGACAACUACUCAACUCUGCCAUUGACAAUACUGCCACAGACAAUACGUAAAUGAGUGGGCAUGGCCGUGUUGCAAUAAAACUUUAUUUUUUAAAAAAAUAGUUGGGCUAGAUUUAGCCCAAGGGCCUUAUAUUGCCAGGCCCAGCUCUACAUGCCAAAUCUGGGGUAUGGUAAACUUAAGUACAUUCCAGGCUAGCAUUCAUAUGCAAGAGAAUGGAUAGAACAAUUUGAAGCCCAGUGGCAAAUAAAGAUAUUAUGUAUGUGAUGAUACAGGAGUUGAGGAUGAUAAGAACCUAAGAAUGGAGUUUAUAUCUCUACUUAAUUGUUUCAGGGGCCCAAAGAAGAAGAUCUGUAUUCAGAGCAAAAAUUAAGGGGACAGUAUUCAGGGCCCCAGCCAAGGGGGCUAGAGUUCAGUGAGAAUGCCCUAAUUUAGUAGGCUGGAAGCUUAAGAAUAAAAUUAAAGAAGAAACUCACCCUUACAGACUGAGGUUUUCCUGCCAGGACUAAGCACCACUCAACCAAAGAGAGAGAGAAUCCCCAGCCCAGGACAGACAAGAAGUCAAUGGCAAAACCCUCACUCUAAGUCCCAUGUUCUUAUCAUUAUGGCAGUCA
This is a messenger RNA of Equus caballus (horse), 3164 nucleotides long. The record is from RefSeq and is a predicted model, not a curated record. Lineage: Eukaryota; Metazoa; Chordata; Mammalia; Perissodactyla; Equidae.